ACCAAAACAUAACAAAGAGAAAAGACAAAUCAAACAUAGACACAAAUACAAAGUAGGAAACACCACCACAAUUUCCUUCACCAAACCAAUAAUUCAUCUUCAAAUUCAAAUUUCAAUGUUCAUAUAUUUUUCAAGGAUUAAGUGUAAAUGCAAUCACACAACAUUUUGGUAGAUUAAGUGUAAAUGAAAAUCUCAAAAGAAACAUCAUGUUACUCUUACACACAUCUCCCAUGGCCAUGUCAACCUCGUACAGAUCAAAAUCACUUAGUUUUUUCCUACCGUUUUCGUGUCACCUGCACGGUGAGUCUUCUACUCUUAUUCACCACCGUCUACAUUUUCUGGCCGUCGGAUCCAUAUCUCAAGAUCGUACGGUUAAAACUGAAGAAGAUUAAGAUACAUCGUGUGCCACGCAUCACCGUAGAUAUUUCCAUGCUUCUCACGCUGAGAGUGCAAAAUGCUGACAUGUAUUCAAUGGAUUUCGGAGCGGUUGACGUGGCGGUAUCUUAUAGGGGGAAACCAUUAGGUCACGUGACGUCGGAGAAUGGGCACGUGAGGGCCAUGGGAUCUUCGUUUGUGGAUGCUGACUUGGAAUUUGCUGGCAUUGGUGUGUUGCCGGAGAUAGUGUUUUUGUUGGAGGAUCUGGCUAAGGGUACGGUGCCAUUUGAUACGGUUAGUGAAGUUAAGGGCAAAAUGGGGAUUCUAUUUUUUUAUUUUCCUAUUAAGGCUAAACUAUCAUGUGAGGUUUUAGUGAGUACGAUAAAUCAGACAAUUGUUCGUCAACAUUGUCUUUAUGAGUGAUGUGAAUACAAGAACUAGCCAACAUUGAAGAAUGUCAGAAGAUGUCAUGUUAGACCCUAUUUGUAUAUAUGCAUCCACUCAUUCAAAUGGUUGGUAGUCCAAUGUAAUAAAAUUACAUAUACUGUAUAUGAUUAUGAUCAUUAAUUGUACCAAUGAUGAAGAUUAAGUUAUGUAAA
Messenger RNA from Trifolium pratense (red clover), 974 nucleotides. RefSeq lists its product as uncharacterized. NCBI's taxonomy places the organism in Eukaryota, Viridiplantae, Streptophyta, Magnoliopsida, Fabales, Fabaceae. The record is from RefSeq and is a predicted model, not a curated record. Bases 184 to 798 code for a protein of 204 amino acids. Gene Ontology annotation, cellular component: plasma membrane. The transcript has 3 exons.